Symbiodinium necroappetens is the source of this 1110-nucleotide messenger RNA. The record is from the annotation of a GenBank genome assembly. Lineage: Eukaryota; Dinophyceae; Suessiales; Symbiodiniaceae.
AUGGCAGAGGUGGACAAUUUCAGAGGUGGUGCGGUUCAUGAAAGUGGAAAACCUCAGGCACUCCACGUGGAAGUUCGUUGGAUGCUUACGGGAGGAAUGGCUUGCGAGGUGCAUGCAACGCCCAGCACAAGAAUUGCCGAAAUACGGGCGCAGGUGUGUCAGACGACAGGAGUUCCACCGGAGCAGCAGAGACUCUUCCACGAAGGCAAAGAGCUGUCGCAGCAAAUCGAUGUGUCCGAGAUGGGUCAUUCCUACGCCGGAAUCCAGCUGGUUCGCUGCCUGAGCGAUCCUCGCAAUACCAACAGGGCACACUUCAGGAAGAAUCUUGAGCUGGAUGAGGGUCUUGUGGGCGAUUUCCUUUGGGUCAAAAAGCUUGGAGAUGCCAUAUAUGGUGAGGUGGCGCAGUACAAGUGGAAAAAUGGACGCGACUUUCAGGAUGUUGCCGUCAAGUGCAGAAGCAUUGACAAGGCACGGCAAGCGCUUGGCGAGGAGAAUGAGUGGACUGCUCACCUGUCCGGCCGAAAUGUACCCAACCCAGAGGACGCAUUUGCAGAGAUUGGGAUUCUCCAGUACUUGUCAAAGCAAUCGGAUCUUCCUGCUUAUCUGCUGAAGUCGAUGGCAGCGUUUACACACAAUUCCAAUAUAUGGCUCGUGACGGAGCUGGCAGAGGGUGGCGAACUGCUUGACGCGGUUCUCAAUGGACGUGUUGACGAACCUCAGCGGAGGCAAUACACGUGGCAGAUGCUGCAAGCCGUGAAGUACCUGCAUGCCCACGGCAUAGGCCACCGCGAUAUUUCCUUGGAGAAUGUCUUGCUGCAAGGCGACAGCAUCAGGCUCAUGGAUUUUGGAAAUGCGGUUCAAAGUCAUUCGGCCACCGGGCAAGAGCUCCGCUACUUCCUUGCUGUGGGCAAGGAUACCUACCGAGCUCCAGAAUGUUUCGUACCACGCCAACCAGAUGCAAGAGUCACAGUCCCAGCAGCAGCCAGACCUGGAGAUAUUAUCAUGCAUAGAGGCUACGAGGGAAUCUGGCAGGUUCGCUUGCCGUCCAGUGCGACGCCCGGUCAGGCCUGUCAAGCAGAGAACUGGGGCUGGAAGCUUAAACACUGGUGA